AGCCCUCUUGUAUUAAAACACUUUAUAAAAAUAAUAUAAAAACCAACUUUGACCUCGAUUUUAUAUUGAUUUUAGGAAGCUUUUUAGCUGAACAUCUGCAUAAAAACGCGAAAGAAUAGUCAAUUUCUUUAAAAAUCAAGUUGACACAGACUUUAGGGUGAACAAUCUUCAAACUUAGCUUACGUAUCUUGUUUAGUUUCCGAAAUCGGGCUAUAGUUCCAAGACACUCAUUUUAAAGUGGAUUUACAUCAGUGAUUGCUCAGUGAUUGCUCAGUGUAUCAAUCAAAUUAGAGAUAGCAUUAUUGAGGCAAUACUUCCGAAAUUCCCACACAUUACACGACUCAUUUCCAAGCCACUUACCAUGGUUCGGUUAUCGGUGAAUGCGAUGAAAGCCACCUGUCUGUGGGUGUGCAAAAAAAAGAGAGAUAACUACGACUAUGUUGGCCAUUGUCUGCGCCGUGAAUCCGCGUAUCAAUCACCGAUCAGAUUUCAAUCACCUUCCGCUGAUAUAUGACGGCCGAUAUAAGCCAUUCGUCUGGCCGUGAACACCAGCCAGCUCAGUCGACGGUCGCAACUCGGGACGAAAAGAUGAGCGGGAACAUGGCGAAGGACCAAACGCAGAAGGCGGAUAGUCAACCGCUGCUGGUGGCCAAAAUAGUCGCCAUUGUGGUGCUCGUGGUGAUCACCGUGCUCUGCGGCAGCCUGCCGUACGUCCUGAACAGGUGCUUCGAGUGGACCAAGAAGAGUCCAGAGGAGACCCGGUCGUCGGCGGUGGUGCGCUGCCUGCUCUUCUUCGGCGGCGGCGUGCUCAUCUGCACCACGUUCCUGCACAUGCUGCCCGAGGUGAUCGAGGUGGUGGACGCCCUCCAGGUCUGCGGUUCACUCGCCCAGACGCCCUUCGCCCUGGCGGAGAUGCUGCUCUGCACGGGCUUCUUCCUGAUGUACGCCCUGGACGAGCUGAUGAGCAACUUGGUGCGUCGCCACCAGCGGAAGCUCAGCCGGAAGGAGUCGGUGGCCAGUCGCGCCUUCGAAAGAGGACGCAGCAUCCGGCACAGUGUCCUGCUUAGGAGUGAAGAGAAGGCGACCCGCGAACAGGAAGUGAAAGAGAUGGAGCCCCAGCCGCCAAAGGAUCACCACGGCCACUCGCACAUGCCCGUGGCAUCCGGCGAAGGGUCUUCUGCCAGGGGUUUGGGCAUCAUCCUGGCCCUGUCCCUGCACGAACUGUUCGAGGGCAUGGCCAUUGGACUGGAGGGCAGUGUGAGCACGGUGUGGUUCAUGUUCGGAGCGGUGGCCGCCCACAAGCUGGUGCUGGCCUUCUGCGUGGGCAUGGAGCUGCUGGUGGCCCGCACCCGCGCCUCGCUGGCCAUCGUGUACCUGGUGACCUUCUCCAUCGUCACGCCCAUUGGCAUCGGCGUGGGCCUGGGCAUCAGCCAGCAGGUGGCGGCGGGGCAGCCCAGUCUGCCCUCCGGAGUCCUCCAGGGCAUCGCCUGCGGAACCCUGCUGUAUGUGGUCUUCUUCGAGAUCCUCACCGAGAGCCACGCUGGAUGGCGGGCACUUAUCGCCGCCGUGGCGGGAUUCUCCCUGAUGUUCGGCCUGCAAAUUCUUUCCGACGAAGCGGAGGGCGAUGAUAGCCUCACUUGUUCCUAGGCGUUACCUCACCAAUUCAGUAUUGUUCUAUUUAAAAUAUUUUGCAGUAUAUGUGUAUUUAUUAUAUGUACUAUUAUUAAACAAAAUGUAAA
Messenger RNA from Drosophila gunungcola (fruit fly), 1739 nucleotides. It is a transcript of the gene Zip42C.1, whose product is annotated as zinc transporter ZIP3. Gene Ontology annotation, molecular function: zinc ion transmembrane transporter activity. Lineage: Eukaryota; Metazoa; Arthropoda; Insecta; Diptera; Drosophilidae. Gene Ontology annotation, cellular component: plasma membrane. Gene Ontology annotation, biological process: zinc ion transmembrane transport. The record is from RefSeq and is a predicted model, not a curated record.